UUUAAAAUCCAAAAUAUUUAAUCAAAGCAGAUGCAAAAAAAUUGAGACGAGAACGCCAUUUGCAGUAUUAGCGAGUGCGCGUGAAUUUGCUAGAAGAGAGAGGCAAGCUGAACAGCACAUACAGACAUAGCAAGCGAGUUGGUAGGACGGUCGGUCGCAGAGCAGUUUUACGGGCGAAAAUUAAGAAAAUUAUAUACUUUUCGCAUAAAAAUAAUUACGACUCGAUCAAAAGUCAGUGCAGUGUUGUUAUCACGCUGCAUGCGCUGAUAAAAUGUGCGAGUGCAAGUUUGGCUAAAUGCAGCUAAUAAAAAUUUGGAUACCAAAAAAAGGCACACACUAAACAGCAAUAUGGAAACGCAAGAGUUUAACUAGACGUGGGCCGCAGCACAACAAAACAAAAGCAAUAAAACGCUUGCAAAAAUUUUGUACAUGGCAAGAGCGCUAAUUUAGGCAGAAGUUAGUCAGGGUAGCAGAAGCAGCAGCAGCUUAGCAGCUCAAAAGCAGCGGCGAGCGCGCUGCCAACAGGAAGUGAAGAAGGACAGACUGACUGGGCAGGAGCAACACGACGAGAAAAAUUAUUAAACAAUAGAAAGAAAGCAAACCCCAAUCAACAAAUAGAGAGAGGAAAAGAGAACAGCUAUAAUAUUUACGCUGGCGUCGGCAAACAAGUUACUACUACUUCCACAAUUACUACUAAAAUAUUGCAAUUGGUGUGUGCUAGUGUCGUCGAUUAGCAAAAACAUUAACGACAACAACAGCAACAUUUGUCGUUGUCGUUGGGCGGCACAGUAGCAUUUAGUCAACAACAUACAACAACAAUACAACAAAAACACCAAGCAUGUAUCCCACACCGGUGCGUCACCCAGCCGCUGGGGGACCACCACCUCAGGGCCCAAUCAAAUUUACCAUUGCCGAUACAUUGGAGCGCAUUAAGGAGGAGUUCAAUUUUCUACAGGCACAAAAUCACAGCAUUAAACUGGAGUGCGAGAAGCUAGCGAAUGAGAAAACCGAAAUGCAGCGCCAUUAUGUUAUGUACUAUGAAAUGUCCUAUGGCCUUAAUGUGGAAAUGCACAAGCAAACGGAAAUCGCCAAGCGUCUGAACACAUUGAUCAAUCAGCUACUUCCAUUCCUACAGGCCGAUCAUCAGCAACAGGUACUGCAGGCCGUGGAACGCGCGAAGCAAGUAACAAUGCAGGAACUGAAUCUGAUAAUUGGGCAGCACCAGCAGCAACAUGGAAUACAACAACUUUUACAACAAAUACACGCUCAGCAGGUACCAGGCGGUCCACCUCAGCCAAUUGGCGCCCUGAAUCCGUUUGGGGCCUUAGGCGCCACCAUGGGCCUGCCACAUGGCCCACAGGGUUUGCUCAAAGCGCCGCCAGAUCACCAUAGACCAGACAUAAAACCCACGGGCCUGGAGGGACCAGCGGGCGCCGAGGAGCGCUUGCGUAAUUCGGUUUCACCAGCGGAUCGUGAGAAAUAUCGCACACGCUCGCCACUGGACAUUGAGACCGACACGAAACGUCGGAAGGACGAGAAAUUACAAGAGGAUGAAGGCGAGAAAAGCGAUCAAGAUUUAGUCGUAGAUGUUGCAAAUGAAAUGGAAUCCCACUCUCCACGUCCCAAUGGCGAGCAUGUGUCCAUGGAGGUGCGGGACCGGGAAAGUUUAAAUGGUGAACGCUUAGAUAAACCUGGCAGUAGUGGAAUCAAACAGGAGCGUCCGCCCUCUCGCUCAGGCUCAAGCUCGUCGCGUUCCACACCCAGCCUCAAGACAAAAGAUAUGGAAAAGCCAGGCACACCGGGUGCUAAGGCACGCACACCGACACCAAAUGCUGCCACACCAGCUCAGGCUGUUAAUCCUAAACAAAUGAUGCCACAGGGUGGUCCACCGCCAGGCGGCUAUCCUCCAUCGCCCUAUCAACGGCCAGCGGAUCACUACCAGCGUCCACCAUCGGAUCCUGCCUAUGGCAGACCGCCACCAAUGCCGUACGAUCCUCAUGGGCAUGUGCGAACAAAUGGCAUUCCACAUCCUUCGGCACUAACGGGUGGAAAGCCUGCAUACUCUUUCCAUAUGAACGGUGAGGGCAGUUUGCAACCGGUGCCAUUCCCACCGGAUGCGCUAGUUGGCGUUGGAAUUCCGCGACACGCGCGACAAAUAAACACAUUAUCGCAUGGAGAGGUCGUCUGUGCUGUAACCAUUUCAAAUCCUACAAAAUAUGUUUACACGGGGGGCAAGGGAUGCGUCAAAGUCUGGGACAUUUCACAGCCGGGAAAUAAAAAUCCCGUUAGUCAGCUAGAUUGCCUGCAACGUGACAAUUAUAUAAGAUCGGUGAAACUGCUGCCCGAUGGACGCACGCUGAUUGUGGGAGGCGAGGCAUCGAACUUGUCUAUAUGGGAUUUGGCCAGCCCCACGCCACGCAUUAAGGCCGAGUUGACCUCAGCGGCGCCUGCUUGCUAUGCGCUUGCCAUUAGUCCUGAUUCGAAAGUGUGCUUCUCAUGCUGCAGCGAUGGCAACAUUGCCGUCUGGGAUCUGCACAACGAGAUACUGGUGCGUCAGUUCCAAGGACAUACCGAUGGUGCUUCAUGCAUUGACAUUAGUCCGGAUGGUUCGCGCCUAUGGACCGGUGGUCUAGAUAAUACGGUGCGCUCAUGGGAUUUGCGCGAAGGUCGUCAGCUGCAACAGCACGAUUUCAGCUCUCAAAUAUUCUCGCUAGGCUACUGUCCAACAGGUGAUUGGCUGGCCGUGGGCAUGGAGAAUUCACACGUUGAAGUAUUGCAUGCAUCGAAACCGGACAAGUAUCAGCUGCAUUUGCACGAGAGCUGCGUGCUGUCGCUGCGCUUUGCUACAUGUGGCAAGUGGUUUGUUUCCACGGGCAAGGACAACCUGCUUAACGCAUGGCGAACACCCUACGGUGCAAGUAUAUUCCAGUCGAAAGAAACAUCAUCCGUACUUAGCUGCGACAUAUCAACUGACGACAAAUACAUUGUGACGGGAUCGGGCGAUAAGAAGGCUACUGUCUACGAAGUUAUUUAUUAAAAAUCGUUUUUUUUCAUUUUGUAAGAAGCGCAUAUAGUUUUUAUUACAAGAAACCAACCAACCAACCAAUCAAGCUAAAGUGAAAACACAAUAUGGCAGGCAUAAAGUUCAACAAAAAUCAACAGAAGCAGCAGCAAACGAAAGCGAAUUGCUACAUAAAGAUAGAUACAACAAAAAAUCUAUAAAAUAUAAAAAGUAAAAAUUAAGCAUACUUGUAGCUACUAAGCUUAAGCUAAGUCCAAUAAAAGUUGCAACACAAAAAUGUAUGUGGAAUGAAUGGCGGCAGCAGCAGCAGCAGCCACAACCGCCACAAAACAACAAGUCGGCGUUACCUACGUUCAUCAAAGUGCAAAGUCGGACGGUACGAAGACGUUGCACAGAUUUAGUCAUUGCAGGAGCGUUGAGAUUAUGAUUAUCGAUGAUAUGAAUAGUGCGAGCGUUUUUUAGAUUUUUUGCUUUUAAUUUGUGUAUAAGAAACCGAAAAAAAUCGAACGUUUUUUGUAAUUUAGCGGAUGAAGUUUAGACAGACAGAGUGUGGCAGCAAGCGUAAACAACUUUAAGUUUUAAGUCGUAAAACAUUGUUUAAAGUAAAACUACCUACCCCACGAACACCCCUAAACACACAUACACCCACACACCUCCACACGUGCAUACAUACAAACAAACACACAAACAUUUGCAUAAAGAAAAGUAUAAAUAUAUAAAUAUAAAUGAAUAUAAUUAGUAAGCAUUUUAGUUAAGAAUUUUACAUUAUAAAUUUAAAAAACAGAAAAAAAAUGAAAUUAAGCAGGCGCCGUCACACAAACACACGCUGAACACACUCAACUCACAUAAAUUACAGUUAACAAAUGUUAACGAACGACAUCAACCUAUUAACAAAUUUUGCUUGGUGUAUAUGUAAUUUGAAAUGUACGAACAUUUUGUCAUGUCUUUUCCAAAACGAAUCAACAAAAAAAGUCCAAAAUCCUAUGUUUUGUGUAACGGUUGCGGCAGCAACAACAAAGGCAAAUCGUGCGCGUUUUCAGCAAACUUGUUUAGAUGUUAGUAUAUAUAGUAAUGAAACGAUGUAUAUAUAUAUAUGUAUACACAUAUAUAUAGAGCGAGUUUCGCUAAACGCACGUCGUCAUUAAGCUGAUGCAAAAUUGUAAUAAGCAAGAAGAGUAUAGAGUGCAGCACACGCUUCGAUUUUUAAUUUUACAAAUAUUAUUGUGGUUAUAUAAUGUAUAUAAAUUUAUUAUAAAUAAUUGAAGCAAACGAAAGAAAAAAUAAAAAACUAUAUGUAA
Molecule: messenger RNA, 4320 nt
Organism: Scaptodrosophila lebanonensis
Lineage: Eukaryota; Metazoa; Arthropoda; Insecta; Diptera; Drosophilidae
Gene: gro
Product: protein groucho
Exons: 14
Coding region: 839-3037 (732 amino acids)
Biological process (GO): negative regulation of canonical Wnt signaling pathway; regulation of DNA-templated transcription
Cellular component (GO): nucleus; transcription regulator complex
Molecular function (GO): protein binding; transcription corepressor activity
Source: RefSeq, a predicted model, not a curated record